Messenger RNA from Rhinichthys klamathensis goyatoka, 1607 nucleotides. It is a transcript of the gene hnrnpca, whose product is annotated as heterogeneous nuclear ribonucleoprotein C. The record is from RefSeq and is a predicted model, not a curated record. NCBI's taxonomy places the organism in Eukaryota, Metazoa, Chordata, Actinopteri, Cypriniformes, Leuciscidae. Gene Ontology annotation, cellular component: nucleus. The coding region runs from base 130 to 1059 and encodes 309 amino acids. Gene Ontology annotation, molecular function: RNA binding. The transcript is spliced from 8 exons.
UGUUAUUGUUAGGAGCCAAGGGCUGCUCACUGGUUGGGGUGUUGGAAUUGUUGCUUUGGCUGAGAGCAAUCUGCACUUUUGGCUAUUCCCAUUGACAAACAGACGACUGCCCUGGCCUGCAGUAACACCAUGGAUCGUUCUCCCAGCGCUAGUCAGCUGAUUGCCAGCAACGUCACAAAUAAGACAGACCCACGGUCGCUGAACUCAAGGGUCUUCAUUGGAAACCUAAAUACUAUGCUGGUUACCAAGGCAGAUGUUGAAGCUAUUUUUAGCAAAUACGGCAAGAUUGUUGGCUGCUCUGUGCACAAGGGCUACGCUUUUGUCCAGUACGUCAACGAGAGGACCGCGCGAGCUGCUGUUGCAGGAGAGGACGGCCGGAUGAUCGUUGGACAGGUGCUUGAUAUUAACUUGGCAGGAGAACCCAAACCUCACAGGCCAAACACGUCCAAGCGAUCAGCUGGAGAUAUGUACAGUCUCUCCAGCAGUAGUUCUGGUUUUGAGGUUGAUUAUGAUUUCCAGAGAGAAUACUUUGACAGAAUGUAUUCAUAUCCUUCCCGUGUGCCCCCGCCACCACCACCUCCUCUGUCACGGGCUGUGAUCCCUUCCAAACGUCCACGGGUCAGUAUGAGUGGGGGAACCAGCCGCCGCACCAAGUCCAGUUUCUCAACUGCUUCCAAGAGCAGCCAGCGGACAUCCUCUCGAGCCCUAAAAGCAGAUGACCUCCAAACAAUUAAGAGAGAGCUUUCUCAAAUCAAACACAAGGUUGACUAUCUGCUGGAGAGUCUGGACAGGAUGGAGAAAGACCACAGCAAGAAAUCCGAGGGGAAGAGUGUGAAGGCAGAAGUGGGUGAGGCUUCCUCUCUGCAGCAUUCCAGCAAGAAAGACAGAGAGAGGGAAGAGCAAGAGAUAAACGAUUCUGAGGAGGAAAGAGAUCUGUUGGAGGAAGAGGAGGAGGUUAAAAGCCAGGAAGGAGAGAAUGAAGAAGAGGAAGAAGAGGAGGAAGAGGGUGAGCAUGUGGAAGGGGAAGAUGGUGACAGCGUUAAUGGCGAUGACUCAUAGGCUGUUUUUAACACCAUGGAUUUCAGACACCCACUCAAAAUUCAACCCUUUCAGUUCUUUUGAAAGGUUGAAGCCAGUCUUUAAAAGAUUUGUCUAUAGAUGCCUGCACACUUAUAAUAACUGACACUACAAUUACAUCAGUUUCACUGAUGUCAGUUUAUUUUUAAUGUAAGCAUGACAACUUUUCAGGCUUUUGAAGUCCCUUAACCUUGAUGAAGACAAACAUUUGUUUUCAAACAACAGAAACUAUGACAUUCUCCAGUUAUUCCUAAUAAUUCUGGGUUUUUAUUUUUCACUAUCAGAAUAUGUCCAUUAUGCAUUCUCAGUGAAACUGGCCUGUUCCCUGUUUGCCCUGUGUCUCUAUGGGAAUUUUCUUUCUGUGAACAAAGGUAAAAUUUGUAUUUUUAAAGGGAGAAACUUGAGUGGCUCCUCUACAGAGAACCAACAAGCUUCCAUGAAACAUCUAUGUUUGUAUUUACCUGUCUUUUUUACAUCACCCUGUUUCAGAAUAAUUCUACAGGAAAGUUUCAAUAAAAUAUUAAAUUAAA